GCGGGGUAGGACCAAGCUCUCAGGCCGGCAGACACUAUGAAGUCUCUAAAGAAGGAAUCCCGCCACAGGAUAACUCCAAACAAAUUCUUGGAGGCCGCAGAGAGCUUGAAAGAAAAGAAGCAGCGGGCAAAGGUCCCUGAACAGUCCACACCCCCCAUUCAGGAAGAACCCGAGCCUGUUAGCAAUGUCCUACAAGGAGAUGACAUUCUGGCCUUGGCCAUUAAGACGGAAAACUUGAAGAAGCAACACAUUCCUCGCUUUAUUGAAACAGCAGAUAAAUCUGACAUUACCCAGAAAUUUCUCAUCCGUAAAGUCAAACCCAAGGAUCCUAGGAGGAAGGUCCGCCACUUUGUAGCCCACCCUGCCACUCCAGAUGCCACCACGAGGCCCCUGGACUACUCCGGCCCCCGUGAGAGUUUCUAUAGCGGCGACCAGAUCCUGCCCCACCAUAUCCUGGGGAGUCUCCACGACUUCAGGAGAAUUGCAGUUGCUCAAGGGAACAUGGAGCUGGCUGAGCUGAUCCACACCCCGCCCUGUCUGAUGACCCUCGACUCAGCUGCAGAAGAGCCGAAGCAGGAAGCCCCCAAAGAGGAGAAGCCACCUCCCUGGGCCCCACCGCCUCAGCACAACUUCAUGAAAAACUGGCAGCGCAACCUGGCCCUGUGGAAGAGGCAGCAGGAGGCCCUCAGCAGACUCCUGAAGAAACCUGUCGGCGAGCUGCUGAUGCACAUCGGGGAGACCUACAGACAGAUCCAGGAGGAGCGGGCGGUCAUCGACCGAAUCUUGCCCACGCAGCACGAUGGGAAGUGCUCUGAGGAGUCCAGUGGGUUCUGGAGUCGACUGGAAUACUUGGGGGAUGAAAUGAGGGGUCUGGUCAUAACGAAGACAAAAAGUCAGCGUGGCCUCCUGGAGCCCAUCACUCGCAUCAGGAAGCCGUACUCCAUCCAGGAGGAGAUGGGAUUGCUGGCCCGGAAGGAUGCGCGGUACCGCUACACCUGGGAUCGGAGUCUGUUCCUGAUCUACCGACGCAAGGAGCUGCAGCACAUCAUGGCGAACCUGGGCUUCAGCCAGCAGGAUAUUGAUGGCCUGGAGGUGGUGGGCAGAGGGCAGCCUUUCUCAACGGUUACAGUGAAAGACUUUUUAGUGUUUGAAAAGAGCCAGAGAAGUUCCUCUGGAGACAUAAGGAGCGCACAAGCAGCACUGUGUGUCCAAGAACCUCCCGCCGGCAGGAAGGGAGCCGGACAAGGCCGAGCUCCGGGGGGAGCUGAUGAUGCCCCGGGGGAGGGCAGAGCUGGCAGCCACUGCUGGGGGCUCCAUGUGACAAGACGAUGGCAGCCUCGGGGGAAACGCGCCAUUGGUUUUCCUUACAGCGAUUUACGGACCCAUUACCCGGAGGCAGCCCCCAUGCCUAUUCUCGGCCCUUCUCUGCUGUUCUGUGGGAAGCCAGCCUGCUGGAUCCGAGGCAGUAACCCUCAGGACAAGAAGCAGAUCGGCAUCGCUGUCCGCCUGACCUUUGAAACCGUGGAAAGGGAGAAAACGUCUUCGGAACUGACCGUGGUCAAUAACGGCACCGUGGCCAUUUGGUAUGACUGGCGGCGGCAGGUCCAGCCGGACGCUUUCCAAGACCUGAAGAGAAACAGGACACAGCAGUUUUACUUUAAUAACCGGGAAGGUGUGAUUCUGCCGGGAGAAACGAAGACCUUCACCUUCUUCUUCAAGUCUGUGAAUGCUGGGAUCUUCUGGGAAUUUUGGGAGUUUGUAACUCACCCCACCCUGUUAGGGGGUGCCAUCCUGCAGGUCAAUCUCCACGCAGUCUCCCUGGCCCAGGACAUUUAUAGGGAUGAGAGGACGUUACUGGAGAAGGAGCUGGCCUCCCACGAGGCGGUCACCAUCGCGCAGAGCAUGCUGCAGGAGCUGCUGGGCGGCAUCCUGACCCCCGAGCGCGUGCCGUCGCCCGUGGACGCCUACCUCACGGAGGAGGACUUGUUCUACCACAGGAACCCCCAGCUGCAUUACCAGCACCAAGUAGUGCAAAACCUGCAUAUACUGUGGCACCAGUACAUGGUCCUGCCCUACAAGGCCGAGGAAGGCAGGCCGAAGGACGACGAGCACGUGGGCGCCCGGGCCUGGGCGGCCUGGGCGGCCAGGACCCAGCCAGGCUAUCUGAGCAAGUCCCCGGUGCAGGUGGACUCUUUGACCUACCCUAAGGGCUCCGCCUUGGAGCCCCAGCAGGAGAAUGCGUACGUCAAGGAAUCCCAAGAUGGUUUCAGGCCCCAGAGGGUCCGAGUAGGGGCCAAGACUUCUCCAUGGAAGAGCAUCAUGGAGGAGAUCCUGGUGGAGGGCAGCCGGGACUGGGACAGCACCAAGAGCUGGGAGCAGGCGGGCCUCCCGCCGCCCGAGUGGAACCUCUGCCUGGAGGACUUCAGGGAGGAAGUGAUGAUGCUCCCCGAGGAGAACCAGAGAGAAGAUGCCCUCAUCAGGCUCAACAGAGCAGCCCUGGAGCUGUGCCAGGGACAGAGGCCACUGCAGUCUGACUUCCUGUACCAGAUGUGUUUUCAGCUGUGGCGGGACUUGAUUGACGGCCUGGUGAGCCACUCCCUGUGGCUGAGGGCUCUGCUGGGCCUGCCUGAGAAGGAGACCAUCUAUCUGGACGUGCCGGAAGAGCUCGCUCGGAAAACACCUUCCGCCAUAGAGACAAAGGUAGCUUCCGGGAGAGCUGGGAAGGAGGACCGGAAAGGGGUGGCCCAGGAAAGGAAGCAGUUGGGAGUCAAAGACAAAGAAGAUAAGAAAGCAGCCAAGACGCCAGGGAAAGAGGACCGUCUGAACAGCAAGAAGCCAAAGGCAAAGGACGACAAGAAACCUACGAAAUCUUCCAGUCGGGACAGGCUCUACGUGGAGGACCCUGCCCCUGACAUCAUCGUCGCGUCUCAGGAGCCCAUCGACCCCCUGGUCAUGGAGAAAUACUCCCAGAGGAUGUACAUGGAGGUCUAUGGGCUGCUGGACACCAUGGUGACGGACCUAAUGGUUCUGGCUGAUGAGCUCAACCCCCAAAGGGACGUUGAGCAGCCUUUGCGUCCUUGCACUUGACUCAGGUGCCCAAGCAGCCUUCUGGGCAACUGGUUAACAAACAAAUCAAUAAAGAACCUUUAAGUUCCUACCA
This is a messenger RNA of Myotis brandtii (Brandt's bat), 3160 nucleotides long. It is a transcript of the gene MYCBPAP, whose product is annotated as MYCBP associated protein. The record is from RefSeq and is a predicted model, not a curated record. Lineage: Eukaryota; Metazoa; Chordata; Mammalia; Chiroptera; Vespertilionidae. The transcript is spliced from 19 exons. The coding region runs from base 37 to 3087 and encodes 1016 amino acids.